AGCAAAAUUAUCACCCCGCACACUGACUUGCAUGCAAUUAUCAGAGCUCGAGUGCUCCUCCGUUGAGGGACUUCGCCCCUGAGACCGCUGACUUUCUGUGAAUGACAAAUCAAAAGUCAGGUUUGCAGAAUCAGCCGGACUUUCCUGCUCAUUUGCAGCAGAGGGAGGAAAGGGAGAAUGAAAGAUUCUGAAAAUAAAGCCCUUUCCACCUUCCACCUCCCCCUUCGUUUCCCAGGUUGAUAUUUUCCCCCUGUUCUCUGGGCUUGCCCAUGAGUCUCCUCGGGAGCUACCGGAAAAAGACCAGCAACGAUGGUUAUGAAUCCUUGCAGCUGGUGGACAGUAACCGGGACUUAAGUGCGGGGAGCGGCGCGGGUGGCGGCAAGCUGAGAGUGAACGCCGGGGUGGCGGCAGCCGCGCGGAGUCCCGCCCAGCAGUCUCAGGACCGCGCCAGCACCAUGGACAGCUCAGGUGCCUCAUCUCCAGACAUGGAGCCCAGCUACGGGGGAGGUCUCUUUGACAUGGUGAAAGGAGGUGCAGGGCGGCUCUUCAGUAACCUGAAGGACAACCUGAAAGACACCCUCAAAGACACAUCUUCCAGAGUCAUACAGUCUGUUACCAGCUACACGAAGGGAGAUUUAGACUUCACUUAUGUUACCUCCAGAAUUAUUGUGAUGUCCUUUCCUCUGGACAGUGUUGACAUAGGAUUCAGGAAUCAGGUUGAUGACAUCCGAAGCUUUUUGGAUUCCAGACAUCUUGACCACUACACAGUGUACAAUCUGUCACCCAAGUCGUAUCGAACUGCCAAGUUUCACAGCAGGGUCUCAGAGUGCAGUUGGCCCAUCAGGCAGGCCCCCAGUCUGCACAAUCUUUUUGCUGUGUGUCGGAAUAUGUAUAAUUGGCUACUACAGAAUCCCAAAAACGUCUGUGUUGUCCACUGCUUGGAUGGACGGGCAGCAUCGUCAAUUCUGGUUGGUGCUAUGUUCAUUUUCUGUAAUCUCUACUCUACUCCUGGCCCAGCCGUGCGAUUGUUAUAUGCAAAGCGACCUGGAAUUGGACUGUCACCAUCCCACAGGAGAUACCUGGGCUAUAUGUGUGACCUCCUAGCAGACAAACCCUAUCGCCCUCACUUCAAGCCUCUCACCAUUAAGUCCAUCACUGUCAGUCCAGUUCCUUUUUUUAACAAACAGAGAAACGGAUGUCGUCCUUACUGUGAUGUAUUGAUUGGAGAAACCAAAAUAUAUACGACUUGUGCAGAUUUUGAACGAAUGAAAGAAUACCGUGUCCAAGAUGGAAAAAUCUUCAUUCCCUUGAGCAUCACUGUGCAAGGAGAUGUGGUUGUUUCCAUGUAUCACUUGAGGUCAACCAUUGGGAGCCGGCUACAGGCUAAGGUGACCAACACCCAGAUAUUUCAGCUUCAGUUUCAUACUGGAUUCAUACCACUGGAAACCACAGUUUUAAAGUUCACCAAACCUGAGUUGGAUGCAUGUGACGUACCAGAAAAAUAUCCUCAGCUGUUUCAGGUGACUCUGGACGUAGAACUACAGCCCCACGACAAAGUGAUCGACUUAACCCCACCUUGGGAACAUUACUGCACGAAAGAUGUCAAUCCCAGCAUCCUCUUCUCUUCCCACCAGGAGCAUCAAGACACUCUGGUAUUGGGAGGACAGGCUCCAAUAGACAUCCCUCCGGACAACCCCAGGCAUUUUGGGCAAGGUGGCUUCUUCUCCUCCCUCUGUUGGCAAGAUCAGAAAUCAGAAAAGUCGUUCUGUGAGGAGGACCAUGCUGCACUAGUGAAUCCAGAAAGUGAGCAGUCGGACGAUGAACUUCUGACCCUUUCCAGUCCACACGGCAAUGCCAGUGGUGACAAACAUCAUGGAGCUCAAAAGCCCAGCAAAAAGCAGCAGGAGCCAGCUGCCCCUCCACCCCCUGAGGACGUGGACCUUCUGGGCCUGGAAGGGUCUGCAGUGAGUAAGAACUUCUCUCCGCCAGUGGCGCCUCCCACCAAUUCUGAACUGCUGAGUGACCUGUUUGGGGGUGGAGGGGCGGCCGGGCCUGCCCAGGCUGGCCAGUCAGGGGUGGAAGACAUGUUUCAUCCGAGUGGACCUGCAUCCACCCAGUCGACACCAUGCCGAUCUGCUGCCUCUGCCUCUGCGUCUCCAACCCUCAGAGUGGGAGAAGGUGCUGCCUUUGACCCAUUUGGAGCGCCUUCUAAACCAUCAGGUCAGGAUUUGCUGGGUUCUUUUCUGACCACGUCCAGUGCUUCCAGUGACCCCUUUCUUCAGCCUACAAGAAGUCCUUCGCCUACAGUGCAUGCUUCUAGCACACCUGCUGUGAACAUUCAGCCAGAUGUUUCAGGAGGUUGGGAUUGGCAUACCAAACCAGGAAGUUUUGGAGUGGGAAGCAAGUCCGCUGCCACCAGCCCCACGGGAUCCUUGCAUGGCACACCCACGCAUCAAAACAAACCACAGACUCUGGAUCCUUUUGCUGACCUUGGGACACUGGGUAGUUCUUCAUUUGCCAGCAAACCCACCACACCAACUGGAUUGGGGGGAGGAUUUCCACCUCUCAGCUCACCGCAGAAAGCAUCUCCCCAGCCCAUGGGGGGAGGGUGGCAGCAGGGAGGUGGCUACGGCUGGCAGCAGACACAGUCUAAGCCACAGACCAGCAUCCCCCACUCGUCUCCCCAGAACCGACCCAACUACAAUGUGAGCUUCUCAGCCAUGCCCGGGGGGCAGAACGAACGUGGGAAAGGAUCAGCUAAUUUGGAAGGGAAACAAAAAGCAGCUGACUUUGAAGACCUACUUUCUGGUCAAGGUUUCAAUGCACACAAAGACAAAAAGGGGCCUCGAACAAUAGCUGAGAUGAGAAAGGAGGAAAUGGCUAAGGAAAUGGAUCCUGAGAAAUUAAAGAUUCUGGAAUGGAUUGAAGGCAAAGAGAGAAAUAUCAGAGCACUUCUGUCCACGAUGCAUACUGUGCUGUGGGCUGGGGAGACCAAGUGGAAACCAGUUGGUAUGGCGGACCUGGUAACACCUGAGCAGGUGAAAAAGGUGUACAGGAAGGCUGUGCUGGUGGUGCACCCAGAUAAAGCUACCGGGCAACCCUAUGAACAAUAUGCAAAGAUGAUUUUCAUGGAGCUCAAUGAUGCCUGGUCUGAAUUUGAAAAUCAAGGUCAAAAGCCCUUGUACUAACUUAUGAGCUUUCCCAUCUCUGCUGCAGGCCUGUGCUAAUGCUUAGUGUACGUCACAAUUCUGAAGUUUUCGCAGGUGAACCCAAAACUCCAGUAACAUGUAUCCAGUACUAAACUGUUAAAUUACUCGUGAAUUAAUUCCUCAUUGAUAAAGAAUGUGGAUGUUUGUUUCCUCAAGUCCCCACCAUUAAAAAGUCCAAAGCAGGGGAGGAACUUUUAGUCAGACGACCUUGUGGAGUUACAACAUUCCAGCCUGUCCUCUGGGGAGCCGCCUCAGCAUUUUGUGGGGAAAUGGAAAACAGAGGCCACCAAAGGCAUAACACCCAUCUCAUUGUCUGAGAACAGGAUUAAUGAGCAAAAGCUACGAUAACUGGAUUACAUGAUGGAUAUUAACUAAUGGUUUUAAGAUUUUCUUGGAAAGAUGUAAUUUGAGCCAUGGCUUUACAUAGAUUCUAGGAAUACAACCACGGAGUAUUUUAUUUUUAUGGAAAUUUACAAUGGUCUUUAGCAUAAUACUGUAUACUUGUUUUGGUCAAGAGAACUAACUGAUGUGAAAGAACUUGAACUGUGGGAAGUGAUUGUAUUACAAUCCAGUGAUUGCCAGCUCUUCCUGGAUAAGCUAAAACUUCAUGGAAAUGCUGACUAAAGAAAACAGGGAACUCUGGAGAUAGAAAUCUUUGUUCCUGGUCAGAAAGUUGGGCUGCUACCUUCCUCUCCCUUUAGAAAACUGUGGUUGCUUAAAGAAAAUGUCCUAAUGAUGUAAUUCAACUCUAAACCUGAUUUGAAAGAAACUUAACAAUUUUGCCAUAAGGCUUCACGCUCUUCCUUUUGCUUAGUCAACAAAACGUUCUUAGCUGGAAACAGGUUGCGAGGCAGUCUGGCAUAGUCACAGUGUAUCAGGAUCAUCAUCCAGUAAGGAGUGCUUGUCCUCUAGGUGUGUGAGCAGUUGUGGUGAGAGCCUAGAAAACCCAAAAUGAACACGAGUAAUGCAGUAGGUGCAGUUGUGGCGGGAGUGCUGUAUUCACCUUCCCACCGAGUCAGAUGGCUUGUCAGGAUUUGCCUGGAGGAACUGUGCUCCCCUCCUGCCUGUUGUUGAAACUGGAUCCCUUGGAUUAUUACAGUGGGGUUUAUUGUUUCAAAGUAGCUGGGGGUCCACAGGAAUAGCAUUCCCACAGGGACAUCUGUGAAAGCAAAGCAAGAAGGAGACCUUUGCAGACUUCACACUGGUUGGAUUUCAGUCCAGUGUUUUGUCUGUGUCUGAUUUUGAGGGGUCAGUGGUUGCUAUCCCGUGACUUCAGGAAGUCUCUCUGGGUGUGCACAUACACGAUGUGCAUAGUAUAUAUAUGCAAAGCAGAUGGGCAGAAAGAUUUCCAUGCUAAUCUUAAAAGGUUCAUGCUCAAUAUUGUGAAAAGCUUUCAAAAGUUGUUUUUAAAAGACAAUCAUUUUUUUGUUUCUAUUUUAAUUUUCUUGUGGCAAACUGUACCAGAAAAGCAGCAUGUCAAAAAUACUUUAUGUUCUGUAUAGAACUAACUCUCUCUUUCUUGCUUGCUUGCUCACUUUCUUGCUUUCUUUCUCUUCCUUCCUUUUUUUGUUAUGUUUGUUAUUUAUUUUACCCUUUACUGACAAUGUGAAACUCGCAGAAAAUGUUCUCUUUUUAAAUAUACAGCUGUAAACUGUUCAAGGUAACCAUAACAAACUAGGUGUUAUUUAUUAACGUAUUAUGAAAUAAUGUUUGAUCUAGUAUGUGCUUGUCUUAUUUAAAAUUGGAAUGUGAGACAUGUUGCUGUGACCUGGUUUUUUUUUUUUUCUCAUUCACAUUUGUAGAUAUUGUGUGAACUACAGUAUAUAAUGAUAAUAAUUAAAAGGAUAUUAUGUGAAUGUCACGUACAUUUUGAAAUGAUAGAACUAUAUUAGCUUUGUAUCAUGUUUGGGUAAUUCAUCAAUGUUCACAGUAUAAAACAUCAUUAAACAUUAUAUAAUUAGCAAUGAGAAAGAAUCUUAGCUAACUUAUUAAAUUUGGGAUUUCCUUCAUCUCUUUUCCAGAUACAUUAUAAUUCUGGACCCCUAUUUAUCUCAAAACUCUUAACAUAUGCAGACCAACAGAGUUUUGCAUUCCUUUUAAAUAUCUGGUUGUGACAAAGCCUGUUGUUAAUCAGAUUCACUGUUUCAUUCAUGUUUAUUGUAAUAUAUUUUUUGUUUUGUAAAUAUGUUACACACAACAAAAUGUGAUUGGUCUAAAAUAUUUGUAAUGUAUAUUAAAAGGCUCAAAAAUAUUUGUAGAAACCUAAGUUAUUUUUGCGCUUAUAGGAAUUUAAUGACAAGUUUGUUAUA
Messenger RNA from Ailuropoda melanoleuca (giant panda), 5518 nucleotides. It is a transcript of the gene DNAJC6, whose product is annotated as DnaJ heat shock protein family (Hsp40) member C6. Gene Ontology annotation, molecular function: clathrin binding. The record is from RefSeq and is a predicted model, not a curated record. Gene Ontology annotation, biological process: clathrin-dependent endocytosis; synaptic vesicle uncoating; dephosphorylation. NCBI's taxonomy places the organism in Eukaryota, Metazoa, Chordata, Mammalia, Carnivora, Ursidae. Bases 270 to 3188 code for a protein of 972 amino acids. The transcript has 20 exons. Gene Ontology annotation, cellular component: cytoplasm; postsynaptic density; vesicle.